Molecule: messenger RNA, 6206 nt
Organism: Amoebophrya sp. A25
Lineage: Eukaryota; Dinophyceae; Syndiniales; Amoebophryaceae
Source: the annotation of a GenBank genome assembly
UGGAACACUAGAUCCGGCUCAAGGUGCAAGGCACGUACAAUUAGCACGAGUGCUGCGUCUCUACACUGUGUAUUUGAUGCGUGACCGACUACAGUACUUGGACGGAGUGGCCGUCGCGAACGUUAUGCUCCAUCUCAGGCUUUGAUCUUGAUUCUUUUUUAGGUGAGCACUCUUCUUCAAAACGUCGUGAUGUCUUAGCUUCUUCGGUUUGUUUCCUUCUAUUAAUUUUGCCUACUUGAUUCCUGAAUGUCGUUUAGGCAUAGGCUUCGCAGCUUUCUUGACAUUUCCAAGCCCAAAAGAAGAAAAAAGUGGGUGUGCCCAAAAAAUUAUAGUUCUCGAACUUCUGGAGAGAGACGCUUCUAAAUAAGAGGACGUGUACAGUGCUUGGCGUUUGUUUCGAGGAACGCUGACCCCAGACUUCGUGCAACGAAAAUUUGCCGCUUUCCACACUUCUCUACGUUCUCUACAGAAAGUCGAUCUGCGAAACUCGAAGUUGACCAGUCUGGGAAGGGCGAUUCUCAGCGACAGAUAUUUUCCAGUGUUGAGGUUAAGGGUAGUAUUUAGUGAUUGAUCACUUCAGAAUCACGACGUGUAGAACCACGGCUGUGAAGAGAGACCAUGAAGUAAACUGAAAGAUCACGUUCAGGCUCACGACUGAUACUGAUUUGUAUCUGAUUCUAAUACAGCUAAUAAAUGUAAGAGUAACUAGUACUAGAAGAAGAAGGAGGAGCGAAACAGUACAAUGAGUGUUCAAGUUCAUGCCCAAGCUCAGCUUCAGCUUGAUCAUGUUUCGAUGAUGAAAUGAAGCCACUAAAUACAGUUGAAUGCUGAACCCCACCACUUCUAAUGUGGAUAUUGUGUCUAGACCAAAACCUCUUGCGGCGAGGCGAGAUAGGACCUCUGGGUAAACUCAAGACCUUGAAAAUGAACCGAAUGAACCUCGGAGAAUUGAAGCGAUUAGCAAUCCAGGACUCUAGUGCCACUGCAGGAGCACAGCAGAGUCUUGUUGCUUCAGGAGGUGGAGCAGGCUCAACUGUCACUGUGGCAAAUGGAGGCGGUUCCAACUCAGUCUCAAUGUCUUCCUCCUCCAAUGCCAGUACAACUUCUUCCAGUUCCAAUACUACUAGCGGUUACAAGCCCUUGGCUCGGUCCACUUCGCAUGCGGCCAAGAGUCAAAAUGUUGGUGGAAGCUCCUCGUCGAAGCACAGCAUUCUUAUUCAUCCUUUGCCCGGUCUACAGCACCUAGAACUCUCUUCGAACAACAUCCGUUCUCUGACGCCACUAUUGGAAUUGUCGCGGCGUGUCUUCCCGAACUUGCGCGUGUUGGUGUUGGCACACAACCAAAUAAGUUCUCUGUCACCUGCUCGAUGGAACAUGGGAGACCCGCGAGGUCAAAUAAUCCUACCAGGAGAAAGCGGCGCGCUGUUAUGGUCAAGCUUUUCUCAUUCUCACUAACAUUAGUGGUAGAAGUAAGUAGAACAAUACUUCUUGACUGGGACUAUCUUGCCGAUGAAUCGUCGCUCUCUUCCACUAAAAAAUAUGAGUAAGUCUUUCCACGUGCCGUCGUGGAUGAAGUACUUACGACACCAGCUAUUCAUCUCUCUGCUUCUUAAUAACUUACAUCCUCCUUGAGCUUCUUUUUAGGUUUAACAUCUAACCCUAGAAAGCACUGACGAGCUGCAGGAAUUUCACGCAUCGCGGAAUAACUUUCGAGGAUGUCUCAGUAAGCCUGGAACGGCUUCUGCUACGUUUGUGAACACAGCAGUUAGCAAUGCACUACGUGCUAGUCGACCUGCGAGUUCUAGCAGUGCUGUCAGUUGCCAAGGUGGUUCACUUCUGGCGGGCCAAUUCUUAUGCUUGGGGAAUGUGCAGCUCCUGGCACUGCCACAGCGCUUAAAACUACAACUGCAAUCAUCGUGAACCUCUACAUGAGCGCUUCACUCAUGACUACAUGACUAUGUUGUGCGAAAUAACUAUAACAGCACGAUCAUGAACAAGAUGAGGACGAGCCAGUACUUAGCCAAACGAAGUGCUGCUACAACUCUAAUGCUUCUUAGCUGUUUGACUGAGACUGUACAGGUUUAGCUUUUCCAUAGAUUGAUCGUAUUCUUUCAUCUAAUUUUUCCCAUAGCACAGUCAGGCAGCAGUUUUGGAGAUUCGCCUGCUCUCCCCUUUAGCGGACCUGGAGAGCACUCGCCGGUGAUUUCCCAGCUGAACGUGUCCGGAGAUGGUCUUUGUUCACGUCUAGGAACUGCAGCGUCAACGGUUCGACCUCGUGGCUUAGAUGAGUUCGUCACGUCGUCUAUCGAAGCGGCUAAAGUUAAGACAUUCACGACCAUGUAUUCCGUUUCUGUGGGCGUGUCUGUGGACUAGUAAUAUGCUGACUGUCUUGCAGCUCCAAUUCCCUCUUAUUUCAAGUUGUUUUUUGAUGGGCAGCAUCCAUUCCGGUUUACCCUGAUAUUUAUAUUUUGAAAGGGAAAAAUGAUAUUUUGAAGGCGAAGAAUUCCGAUUCAGCCAUAUUUUUUCACGAGGAUUUUUCACUUACAUUUAGAGGAGAAGAAAGGGUGAAAGCCACUCAAUCAAGGAUAGUGAAGAACUGCCUCUAAUAGAGACUAUGGCGCGUGGCUACAGCAGACUGGCGAUGCCGAGAAGGACCGAGCGCCAUUUCGACACCUGAAAAAGCUGAAGGCGCUCGUCUUGAACCACAACAAAAUCCGGCACACUGAUGCGUACAUUAAGAGCAGAAGUUGCAACUUGUGAACUGAGCUAUUAUUUACGCCGAUCUAGUAAGUAUGACUGAGUGGUCAACUUUUUGUUCAUGUUCCUGAAAGAUAUACAGAUAAGCUACGCCAUAGUCAAGUCAUAGAUGGCGAUAAGCUCCUUUUUGAUCAAGAUAAGUUACUAAGUCACAAGUUACCGCCUCUAAUCCUCGUUUCGUCGGUCCAGAGGAGCUGCAAGAGUUGCAUUUGACGCAUAACCGGAUUCAAAUGCUUGAUCCCUUUGGCAGUUGCAUCAAAUUGAAAGUGUUGAGACUCGACUUCAAUCGCGUAGCUGCUUUGGAAGCGGUUCCUGCACUAGUCCCAAGAAGAAAAGUGGGGGUGCAGAACAAAGAAACGCUUACGAGCAGAAGAAAGCGGAAGGUCGACAUCGAAGAGUUUCUGGAAAGUGAGAUCCAUACUAUUUCAUUGGCACGAAAUCCAAUAUUAAGGCUAAGUGGUACAAAAAAUCCAUUGUAGCUGUCUGUUACAGAACAGUUACAGUGUAACUACCGAAAAACUUACUAGCAUACCGUCUUGGUGUUGCUUUUUAUUCUUUUUAAAGUGGAUAUCCCUAUCCAAUUCCAAACCUCAACCUAAACCUUGUAUGUUUAAACGGAAUAGAAGAUGGGAUGCCCUCCCUCCUUCUGAAAAUGGAUUUCUCUUAGAUCAUCUAAGAAUAGCGCGUAAACCGUUCUAUCGCUUUGGGCUUUGCCAGAACUUGCCGCGUGUGCUCUUGAUCGACGGAAAGCGUGUGACGCAGGAGGAUAGGUUAGGCUAUUCCCUCAAGGACAACGGAAAGCAGCACUCGAACGUCCUCAAACUAGCAGCGACGGAAAUCCAAAGACGAGAGAAUAGUAAGCGUGGCGGAGGUUCUUAUCUUAAGGCUUAACGCCAUGAUGUGGUAUAUCAGAAAGGAAGCUCCUUUACUACAAGAUCUACCUGAAAAGCUUCUACAGAGUCUAUCGUCGUCGUCCACAUCAUUUCUACAACGUUUGCUUUUAGAUUUCUUUUAUUCAAGCAAGUUACUAGAAAGAAAUUUAUUUGUGAUAGAAGAUAAACAUACGAGGUGAAGCAAGAAUUACAAUUAUCUAAUAUGGUGACCUAGAUUUCUGUCUCUUUCUCUAAUUAUGCAGAUGCAACAAGUGCUGGUGCAGCAGCUGGAGCAGAUGCAGCAGUCUCUACGCAUUUCGGAGGGCCUUUAGGAGGUGGGAUCGCGGGAGCAGAAUUACUAACUUCCUCACCAUUAACAAAGGAGCAGUUCUUAGAUCUGGCAAUGCUGGCUCAGGGAGUAACAAUUAGGGGCAAUAUUUAUUUCUACUUCAUUAUUGUCACACUCCCUCGCGUCAUGUUUGUAGCGAAGUCAGUGGUCGUACUAGUAGUGGCAGGUCUAUCAAUCCGAAUAGUCGACCAGGUCAUCAACAUCGUGGGCAAACACUAUGCUGAGAUGAAGUUGUCGUAGAUUCCUCCUUUCUUUCCUCUCUUAUUUGAAGAAGUAAGGGCGACUCUGAGUCUGACUUUGAGUUCUUUAACGAGUGCCAGUAUCUCUGGUGAAAAUAUAAAAGGGAAUUCACUCUACUAAGUAAAUAUAAUGAGAGACUGAUAGAUACUAUUACUUCUACUAGUACAACAUAAAAGUGAUCUGAGAUUAGUUAGUGAUGUCUGAUCUAACACAAGUGCAGCAAGUUUGGCGAUGCAGGAGACAAAAGGAAAACUGAUACAACAAGUAGUGGAACAGAGAGCAGAGAAAAUGGCAACGGCUUCUACAUCUGCCCACCAGCAGGUCGCUUCUUCUAGCACUGGCAGUGGUCCUGCUACAGCUUUCACGCCAUUACCCCAGCCCCCGACAAUGAUUUCAGCCGGAGCCGGUGCGGCAGUGUCAGGCGGAGGGCCCGCCGCAUUGUUAAAUAUGGUCACAGAUGGAGCACUUACAAUACAGUUUGAACAUCUUUUCGAAAAGCAGCAAGAGUAUUGUAUGCAUAUAGAAAUAGAACAAGAAUAAUGUUGUAUUCGUGUUAUCGUAGAAGUAGGGUUCUUAUUGCCCUAAGUCAUUCUAGACUUAUGAACCUAAAGCACUUAUGUAUACAUAGUUUGAAGAUUGAUGAGCAGCAGCGUGGUGCAACCAGAUGUACAGAUGCAGAAAACUCCUGUUUCUCCACCUCCUUCAUAGUAGAGCAGACACCGAAAGACACACGGUUAUUGAUGGAUCGCCUGUUAGACCACAAAUUGAUGCCCACAUCUCAAGGACCUUUUGGAGGAGAGCAGGAAGAAGCGCAGCCUUAUGUUAUGGCUAAGAACACCAAUACUAAGUAGUCACGUCUUUUGCCUCAGUGCGUCGCCGGAUUAGUUGGUAUAUCUUCGUUGAUGUAGAUGUGGGGUGACGUACUCUUCAAGAAGGAUACACACUAUUGCGAACGCGAUUGAUGUAGGGUGGAUCCUUGAAGCAUGUGCUUAUGCAUAAUACUAGAGAUAUUGCGUUCUUGUAUGAUCAUUAAUUUUUAUUUUAUUGCGGGGUGUAUCGGUAUUCUCGUCUUGUGAUUAUUUCAUUCAAUCCCGGAAACGGAACAAUUAUGGAAAAAUAUGCUGGUUGUGGCACUUCUGAGCUCUAACAAGGUAGAUCCCGUUUUCGUGCGGCACCAGAAAAGCGUUGGCGGUCAUUAUCAAGUGACCAAAAUUAAGGCUAGAUUUGAGUGGAUGAGAGAGAGAAUCGAUCCUACGUACAGAAAAGUGUGUGAGUUGUACUAAGGUGAUGUCUGUCCUAGGAGAGGGCUGUAUGGAUUUUUCAAUGGAAGUAUCCUCUUGAUGCCCGUCCCCACCACGCGCCCAGAAUGAUUGAAGAGGAGAUGAACAACAUUUCAACUUGAGACUCUUCCUAGCCUCUAUCAUGAUGGAUAACUACUGCUAGGACAAAUACCUCUACACCUGCUCGACUAGUUGUGCCGAUAUGUACCGCUAACAAUUACAGCUCAACAUCGCUCACGACGUCGCAUCAGCAUACGCCUGGAUCGCAUCAGCAUACGCCUGGACCGCAUAACCUUUUGAAUGCUAGCGCAACUCCAGGAAGCACAUCGGUUUUGGGAAACAGCAGCAUCGCCUCUCCGAAGUUGAAGUUAAGUCUUCCGUGAAUUCAUGGUCAUUGAGUAGGAAUUAUCGCUGAAGGCAGAUGACUUUAUCGACUUCUCAUCGGGUUGCUUUAUGAGUUACAGUCACCCCACAUACACUCACUAGAGCUAGAGCUAGGGGCCUAUUCUUGCUCUUAUAAGCAUUCUUUUAACAAGGGAAAACGAAAACAAAGUUGACGUCAGCGAGAUCAGUUACUUCAAGAACUCAAAGAUACUUUUACUUAGUUUUCAAGAUGGUCUAAGAAGCGGCGGCGUGGUGAAAACGCGGAAACAAGGGUACGCGUCGCCUCCGAAGCUGGGAUCAUUGAGCCCGCAUAAAAGAAGAUAG